Messenger RNA from Selaginella moellendorffii, 534 nucleotides. Its product is annotated as pentatricopeptide repeat-containing protein At4g21065-like. The transcript has a single exon. Gene Ontology annotation, biological process: RNA modification. The record is from RefSeq and is a predicted model, not a curated record. Gene Ontology annotation, molecular function: RNA binding; protein binding. The coding region runs from base 1 to 534 and encodes 177 amino acids. NCBI's taxonomy places the organism in Eukaryota, Viridiplantae, Streptophyta, Lycopodiopsida, Selaginellales, Selaginellaceae.
AUGGCAAGAUUUGGAUCCACUGUAUUCUCCCGAGGGUGUUCUUCAUCGGCAUUUGCAUCGGCCCUUAAGAAUUGCACCGAAGUGUCCGAGGGUAAGCACAUCCACAGCCAAAUCGUUUCUGCCGGUUUGGAUAGAUCCACCUAUGUUGGAAAUCACGUCUUGGAAAUGUAUGGCAGGCUUGGAAGCGUGGAAGAAGCUCAAGAAGCGUUUGAGAAAGUGUUCGAGAAGAACCACAUUUCAUGGACACUCUUCAUUGCGGCACUUGCCCAGAACGGGCAUUGCAAGGAGGCACUUGCAACCUUCAAGAAAAUGGAUCUGGAGGGUGUCAAGCCCAAGAGGUUCGUGUUCCUGCGAGUAAUCGGAGCUUGCAGAGACGCAACCGAGGGCAGAAAAAUCCAUGCACGGGUUCUGGAAGACGCUGUUCUGGCGAGUGAUGUGUUCUUAUGGGAAGUGUGGCUGCCUAGGCCAAGAUGGUGGUCCGCUGGCAGAAAGGAAAGGAAAUCUCAUCGACAAGAAGUAUGCCGAGCAAGAUGA